AUGUCUCAGAUCAUUACUGUGUUUGGCGCCACUGGCAUUCAGGGAGGUUCCGUUAUCAAGAGUCUCCUUUCUGAUUCCACAUUGUCAGAAGAGUUCAGGAUUCGUGGGGUUACACGAGAUGUCUCAACUCCGGCCGCACAGGCGUUGGCCAAAUUGGCGGUCGAGGUCGUAAAGGGCGACCUAAGCUCGCCAUCCUCUGUUGCCGCAGCAGUCAAAGGCUCUCAUACCGUCUUCCUCGUAACCAAUUUCUGGGAGACGAUGAAACCAGAGGUGGAGAUCGCUCAAGGCAAGAACGUCGCCGAUGCAGCCAAAGCGGCAGGCAUCUCCCACCUAGUCUUCUCUUCGUUGAUCGGCGUGUCCAAGGCCACGGGCGGUAAAUUCAAAAACGUACCACAUUUCGACGGCAAAGCUGAGAUAGAAGAAUACAUUCGCGGCACGGGUGUUCCCUCUACUUUCUUUCUCCCGGGAUACUAUAUGGCCAACUAUAUUCAGUUGCUGAACAAGAAUGAGGAUGGGUCCUACACGCUAGCCUACCCCGUGGGCAAGGAUACGAAAUUCCCGCUCCUGGACGCACCCGCGGAUACUGGAAAAUUCGUCAAAUCAAUCAUCAAGAACCGCGAGAAGCUGCUUGGUAAACAUGUUCUGGGUGCUACUGACUACUACACUACUGGGCAAAUAGUGGCGGGAUUCUCAGAAGUCACGGGCAAGAAGGCAAGUUUCGUGCAGCUUACUGCUGAGCAAUACACUGCAGCCCUGCCUCCGAUUUUGGCACCGGCAUUGUUGGAGAGUCACUUGUUCAUUGAAAACCCUGGGUAUUUCGCGGGUGAAAGUCUGACGGAGAGUCUGGCGAUUCUGGAGGAGAAGCCUACGACUUGGAAGGAGUUUGUGAAGGGAACACCCGCUUUUAAUUAA
Molecule: messenger RNA, 912 nt
Organism: Penicillium arizonense
Lineage: Eukaryota; Fungi; Ascomycota; Eurotiomycetes; Eurotiales; Aspergillaceae
Product: NmrA/HSCARG family protein
Exons: 3
Coding region: 1-912 (303 amino acids)
Source: RefSeq, a predicted model, not a curated record